This is a messenger RNA of Solanum tuberosum (potato), 630 nucleotides long. Lineage: Eukaryota; Viridiplantae; Streptophyta; Magnoliopsida; Solanales; Solanaceae. The record is from RefSeq and is a predicted model, not a curated record.
AUACCAAUUCCAUUUUCUUCUCCAAAACUCAAAUCAACAAACCCUAGAUUUGUUCAGCGAAGAAAGAAGGAUCGAAGCAAAUCACGAUUCAUAGUGAACGAAAAUGGGGAAGCAACCGGUGAAGCUGAAGGCUGUUGUAUACGCUUUAUCUCCAUUUCAACAGAAAAUUAUGCCUGGUUUAUGGAAGGAUCUUCCUGGUAAGAUCCAUCACAAAGUGUCUGAAAAUUGGAUCAGCGCUACUCUCUUGCUUGGUCCACUCGUCGGAACCUACUCGUAUGUGCAGCACUUCCUGGAAAAGGAGAAGUUAGAACACAGAUACUAAAGCUGUGUUUUUCAUCUGUCUGUUGAAGAUCUCUAUUCCAUUUUGCAGUUUCAACAGGAAAUAAGCUACUAUUGUUGCAUUUUUCGAAUUUUUCAUUUUGAAGAUAUUUACUUGUAUGGCCCUUAUAAUAGCAAUUAAAUCUCUGUUAGGGUCUUUUGAAAGUCUUGUGCAUCCAAAAGCUUAUUCAGAAAUAGUCUGAUAAAAUAAUUUGUAACACAUUUCAUUGACUUGCUGUUAAAAGAUCCCAUUGUGAUUUCACAAUGAACAGUUUUCAUUCAAUUAUCAUGUGUUUCUUUUGGCUUGAUUAA